AUGGCCAGCCACCGUCAGCGCAUCUUAACAUGGGCAUCACCUGCAGAAGUGGACGAAGCCAAGGAAUGGGUCAAACAGCGCAUCGACAUGGCAAGAAUGCCAGGUUGGGCAGGUGGAUGGGCAGUGAUGGACGGGACAAAGUUUGAUAUUGCUGAAGAACCAUCUCUCCAAGGAGGUUGGUUUGGGCAAAAAGGGUUAG
Molecule: messenger RNA, 199 nt
Organism: Ceraceosorus bombacis
Lineage: Eukaryota; Fungi; Basidiomycota; Exobasidiomycetes; Ceraceosorales; Ceraceosoraceae
Source: the annotation of a GenBank genome assembly